Hyaloscypha bicolor E is the source of this 664-nucleotide messenger RNA. RefSeq lists its product as uncharacterized. The transcript has a single exon. NCBI's taxonomy places the organism in Eukaryota, Fungi, Ascomycota, Leotiomycetes, Helotiales, Hyaloscyphaceae. Bases 147 to 572 code for a protein of 141 amino acids. The record is from RefSeq and is a predicted model, not a curated record.
AACAAAAGGAUAUGAUCGCGAAGCCUAUGAGUAUGAGCUUGAGAUUGGGCAGAGAUCGAAUCCUGCCUCGACGAAGACGGAGGCAAAUCGAGUGAAGCGUGAUGAACGGAAGGAUAGGCAUUUCGUUAAGUAGGGGGGAUUGACGCAUGAUAUCAUUCGGGAAGCGUCUGAGACCAAAAAAAUUCCGGAAGUCGAGGGAGGAAGUUGUGAGGAUGGCGACGAGGUUCUGUGUUGUAGAUUCGGAGACCAGGCAAGCUCUCCUCUGCCGGUUUUCAAGGGAUAGAUUCGUCAGUAUUCCGAGUCCCGCCGAGAAAGAUCUCUUGAAUGAGUUAGUAUACCCCACUUUGGAAGUCAAUAUCACUCUUCCUCAAUUUUGGCCAAGCACUUGGGAGGAAACGUUCCGGCCUGCUCAGGAUGAGUACUGGUGUGGUAACUUUUUCUAUGGUUCUCUUGCUGGAUCUAGAAGUCUUAACUCGCCAUCUAUCAGUGAUCGAGGAGCCGGUACUGCACCCCACCACCGUCACUGGAGGAGUGCUCGAGACUUGGGGAGGGAAAUAUCUCGCCUUGGUUGAUGGACCAAAGAAUGCGAGGUUUUGAGGAUCUGCAUUCCAAGUCAUGACAAGGGAACAUGAGGAUGAACCGAGAGCAUAUGCGGCGGACGCGU